UGAGCUUUCUUUCACACACACACACACACACACAAAAAAAGAGAAAGAAAACCCCUGCUCCUUCACUCCACUGAAGAUGGAACCGCUGGAUCGCAAUGCGUCCUCACUAGCCACGACCAAUUAACAGCGAGAGCCGGCAGUUAUUGUCUCUGAGGACCCGGACGCGCGCUCACCUGUCACAUUUUUUAACGCUUUUCAAGAGAUUUCUCUUUUUGAAAGGGGGUCUCUUCUCCGUUAGUGUCAGGGUUUCUUUUUAAGUGUAAAACGCGUCGUUCCGGUGGAUUAUAUGCAGGUGGCAGGAUCUCGAGGUGCGUCAAAGUGAGCGCAUGCAAUCCAACAAGUGGAUGCAUGAAUCCGCUCGCGGCGAGGCAAAGAGGCAAUCAGCGGACUGACAGCCCCUGCGAAGCAAUUGGCCUAUCGAUUGUUUUUUUUUUUUGUUCAAGGGACAACCUGCACUAAUCAGCUCAGAUGUGGAGCUCCCUCCUGCUUGAUGGUGAUGCAUUCGUGUGCGCAUCGUCUCCCUCUGAGGUAGUUUUGUAAUAUCUACUGACUUUGUGUGAAUAAUCAGGAUCGAUUUGGGCUUUUCUUUUCUUUUCUUUUUUUUUUCUUCUCCCCCAAAUAAGGUAAGACACCCCCAGUCAGUCAUUGUUGCUGCUCUUCCGUCGUUGACCAGAAAAUUGAAGGAAAAAAAAAAAAAAAAAAAAAAAAAAAAGCGAGAUUUCGGCGGACACGCUGCGGAAUCCACCUUCUCCCGCCGGGGGGAAGUUGGGGUUCCUCUCCGUAGACACGUUUUCUGUAUGACGAGGGCGCAGGUGGCAGCCAAAGGUCGCAGUCAUGCCGAUGCACCCAGUCACCUCCACGUUGAUGUACCGGGGGAUCUGCACCAUCCCCGACAUCCUCUCCUACAGCGCCCCGGUGAACCUGCCCGAAGACGAAGUUGAAGAGAUCCGCGAGGCCUUCAAAGUGUUUGACCGCGAUGGGAAUGGGUUCAUCUCAAAGCAAGAGCUGGGGAUGGCCAUGCGCUCCCUGGGCUACAUGCCAAACGAGGUGGAGCUGGAGGUCAUCAUCCAGAGACUGGACAUGGACGGCGAUGGCCAGGUGGACUUUGAGGAGUUUGUCACUCUUCUGGGCCCAAAGCUGACGGCAGCUGGGAUGCCAGAUAAGUUCCACGGCACCGACUUUGACUCCGUUUUUUGGAAGUGUGACAUGCAGAAGUUAACGGUGGAAGAGCUGAAGAGGCUCCUGUACGACACCUUCUGCGAUCACCUUUCCAUGAAAGACAUCGAGAACAUCAUCAUGACUGAGGAGAACCACAUAGAGAACCCGGGGGAAUGCCAGGUGGAUAUAGACAGUUCCAGCCCGACGCAGCAGGUCAAGCAAACUUGUGUGCGCAAGAGCCUGAUAUGCGCCUUCGCCAUCGCUUUCAUCAUCAGCGUCAUGCUCAUCGCGGCCAAUCAGGUGCUGCGGAGCGGCAUGAAAUAGGAGCGGCGGCUUUUUUCCCCCCAGCCUUGACCACCACCUAAAGGCUGCCUUGCAGAUAAAUGACUGAAGAGAUGGAGCUGGAUUGAAAAACAAACAAACAAAAAGAACAAAUGAAAAACAGACAGACAAUCACACAACUGUAACGCAGGCCCGCGAACGACUGCAGAAAAACUGGAGUCACCCCGGACACUACAUGGGGUCAGAUACAGAUUUCAAGGACAACAGGACCUCACCUACAAAGAUAGAGCGGUGUGUUUGGCGUGGACAGCUGACUAUACAUAUCACUAUUCGUAAAAAAAAAAAAAAAAAAAAAAAAAAAGACAACAACAUUUAGUAUUCAAUAGCUAUGUGCAUUUGUUGCAUUCAGUAUGGUGGCAGCUAUAGAGAGAAGUGUAGUGACUGUCCAGUUUUGUAUUUGUCCAGUGUACCAUGCGGUUUAGUAGAAUUGAUUAGAGAGAAAUCUGUGAAAUAUUGUUGGGACAGAAAAUAUAUUCCUGGGGGCUAGAAAGUGUUAUGUGCCAGGGUCUGGAAACAUUGUGGAGAUAUUGUAAGUGGUGCAACAUUGUUAAAAAAAAAAAAAAAAAAACACUCGGGAAUGACAAUAGCUUGGUAAGAAAACAGACAAGGGGGUCUUUGAAGGGAUGCGCGUGUGAUUGCGUGGAUAGUUUCAUUCAUUCACAGGCAGCGGGGCUUCAGUCGGAGGGCAAGGCAGGUUAACAGCUCUUGGGAAGGAAGGCGUGGAGGUCUGAACAGACGGGUAACUGGCUGGAAAAGUGGCUGGACAUGCAGUAUACACUCGACUCUCUCUGUCUUCACAGCGGGGCUUUGCAGGCCUCCGAAGAUGACCAUCAUCUAUGCAUGAAAUGCAUGGAUUUAAACAAUUGUCUUGACACAUUUGUAGAAGUUCUUAUCAAUGUAUUAAUCAUUAUGACUGUGUAACAGAGCUGUUUUUCAACUACUUAAUGACAACUGUGAGCAACCGUGUGCGGUGCGGGGUAUCAGCAAUCACAACAAAAAAUUGCAUGAUAUAGAAGGGCUGCAUUAGUACAUGCUCGUGAAGAAAAAAAAAAAAAAAAGAAAUAGUUUCGAUUGCUAAGCUAGGGACCUUUCUACCUGGCAGGUACCUGAUGAUCACCACACUGCCACCAAAUAGCAAACAACGUCAAGAUGUGCGCCACUCAACCGUUUAAAGAAUAUGCAUCGGAUCUGAUCUGGUUAGUCGUGCUGAUACAAAUGUGCAGGAAUGUCUCUUGUUCUUUUUUAAACAUUUUUAGUUUGUUUUCUGUCUAGAUGAAUUGCUACGGAGCAAUAAAUGUGUGUAAAAUAGACAUCUUACGUUGCUUUAAGACGGACGCGAAUCAUCAAAAACAUGAGCACCAGUGGACCUAGUAACUGUUGAGGUCGGAAAAUGUUCUAUAGCACUUUUCAAACGGAGGUUUUGGCAAUACAAGAGAGUCGUUUGGCUCUGAUGUUCAAACAGGGGUGCAGCCCUCUCGUUCAGCGAAAUAUAGAGAUCGGACCGACGAGUGGAAACGUGGCUGACAGAAGCGGCCCAGUGCAUUGACGGUCUGACAGGGGGCCAAAUGGUGUGAACUGUUGCAAUAAAACAUUAAUAUCUGUGAAGCACCCCAUGAAUUUGAUUGGGUGUAGUUUAGAUUGUUGUGCAUGCGUCGGGGUAAGGUCUGUCACUGUCGAUGUGUAUUGUACAUAUAAACCAACUUCAACCAAAGCUUUGGAGGAAUCUGUGACAAUAGAACUGAGCCCCAAAUCAAUGAAACUAAUGAAUUAUGUUAAUGUGAAAAUAGUGGAAGAAAAAAUAAUGAGUUAGCCAAGAUGUGUUUGGAGAGUUAAAAACAAAAUAAGCCCUUCAAAAUAUGCUCAAAUACAACACAGAGUGAUACAUAAAUCUAAAUAAUUAACAUCCUUUGAAUGUCCCUUUUUCAGGACCGCCGCUGGCAGCCCCCCAAACUUGGGUCGCAUACAAGAGCCAAAAAACCCUCACAGAGGCAACAAAAUUAGAUUACCCUAUCGCCCGCAGCCAGGUGGGAUGGCGAUUAUCUGAUGCACUCGGGGCAAUUUGUCAAAAGUGUCAACUCUGUGGGGAACACAGUCAGAGAAAAAAGCCCAGUUAUAAACAAAUACCUUUGUUUCCAUUUUGCACUUUAAGACGUGCUGCAACGCACAACAACGACUCACCGCCAUUGAUUGUUCAUCCAUUUCCACGUAUAGUUUUGGCAUAAAGAAUUACAUCACCAUAGAUGUAUCUAUUUUGUGAUAUAAGAGUGCGGUGGACUAGGAUAUUUACUGAUUAGGGGAAAUUAUACCGAUUCAUUAGUUUUCUAUUAUAUCAUAUCUGAGGGAACAUUUUCAUGGGGAAUAAAGUUAUAACAAUGAUUUGUUGCCUUAUUCUUUGAGAACACGUUGGCAUUUUGCAAACACAUAAAAACACACCUAUCGAAGGUUUAUAAUUUAUCACCAGAGCAAACUGUACAAAAAAGAAACAAUAUUUAUUUUCUUUUUACAGAUGUGAAAAAACAAAAAAGUUGUAUGAACAUGUUGAUAGUCUACUGAAUGUUCUAUUUCCAUUGUUCUGUACUUUGAUACUUGUCUGGAUCUUGCAAAAAUGUUUAUUGACCACGUUAUAUCUGUCCAUCGACUCCACCCGAUGUUUCUUCUUCUAUGUCUGUGGAAUGGUAUUUCACAUGAAUAAAAUCACAUAACGACCGUG
Molecule: messenger RNA, 4210 nt
Organism: Acanthopagrus latus (yellowfin seabream)
Lineage: Eukaryota; Metazoa; Chordata; Actinopteri; Spariformes; Sparidae
Gene: cabp7a
Product: calcium-binding protein 7
Exons: 5
Coding region: 835-1482 (215 amino acids)
Molecular function (GO): calcium ion binding
Source: RefSeq, a predicted model, not a curated record